GUAUCAGGGGCGGGCAUGAGGAAAAGCAACUACAUCAUCCAUCACUACUACUACUACUAGUUCCCUAUUUUCAUGUCUGCAGCCGGUUUAGCUUACAAAUUUGCAAACGCUAUUACGUUGACUCGCCCUUUCCGCAUUCUCUCCUCCUCCUUCUCUCUCCUAUCGCCGUCCUCUUCUUCCAGCCGCCUUUUUAAUCGCACUAUAACAUCAUCAUUUUCCAUGGCGGGUGAAGGAAAUUCCAAGCCCAAAUCUGGUGGUAAGAAGAAGGAGGUUAAGAAAGAGACUGGGUUAGGGUUAACUCAUAAAAAGGAUGACAAUUUUGGGGAAUGGUACUCUGAGGUUGUUGUUAAUGCUGAGAUGAUAGAGUAUUAUGACAUUUCUGGAUGUUACAUUUUGAGGCCGUGGACUAUGGCUAUUUGGGAGGCUAUGCAAGAAUUUUUUGAUGCUGAAAUCAAGAAAAUGAAGAUAAAGAACUGCUACUUCCCUCUGUUUGUAUCACCCGGUGUGCUGCAGAAGGAAAAAGACCACAUUGAGGGUUUUGCCCCAGAGGUUGCGUGGGUGACCAAGUCUGGACAAUCUGAGUUAGAAGUGCCAAUUGCUAUCCGUCCCACAAGUGAGACUGUUAUGUAUCCAUACUAUUCAAAGUGGAUCAGGGGACAUCGUGAUUUGCCCUUACGACUGAAUCAGUGGUGCAAUGUUGUCCGUUGGGAAUUCAGCAAUCCUACUCCUUUCAUCCGGAGUCGGGAAUUUCUCUGGCAAGAAGGUCAUACUGCUUUUGCUACACAGGAAGAAGCAGAUGCCGAGGUUCUCGACAUAUUGGAACUCUACAGGAAAAUAUAUGAAGAAUAUUUGGCUGUUCCUGUUAUCAAGGGCAAAAAAAGUGAAAUGGAGAAGUUUGCUGGUGGAUACUACACAACUAGUGUUGAGGCUUUUAUUCCCAACACUGGACGUGGAGUACAAGGUGCAACCUCACACUGUUUAGGUCAAAAUUUUGCAAAGAUGUUUGAAAUCACUUAUGAAAAUGAGAAAGGAGAGAAAGCAAUGGUGUGGCAGAACUCAUGGGCGUACAGUACUAGAACGAUUGGGGUCAUGGUGAUGACACAUGGUGAUGACAAAGGCCUAGUUUUGCCUCCAAAAGUUGCAGCUGUUCAAGUCAUAGUGGUGCCUGUCCCUUUCAAAGAUGCAAAUACACAAGGAAUCUUUGACGCAUGUUCUAAUACCGUAAAAAUAUUGAGUGAAGCAGGUAUUCGGGCUGAAGCAGAUCUUAGGGAUAACUAUUCUCCAGGUUGGAAGUACUCACAUUGGGAGAUGAAAGGUGUUCCUUUGAGACUUGAGAUUGGACCAAAGGAUUUAGCCAAUAGUCAGGUUCGUGCUGUUCGACGUGACAAUUCGGCGAAGAAGGAUCUGCCAAUGGCUAAUCUGGUUGAUGAGGUCAAAGAACUUCUGGAUGCAAUCCAGAAGAAUUUGUAUGAUCUUGCAAAGGAAAAGAGAGAUGCAUGCGUUCAAAAGGUUAGGACAUGGGAUGAGUUUGUUGAGGCCUUGGCUCAGAAAAAGCUGAUCUUUGCUCCUUGGUGUGAUGAAGAGGAAGUUGAGAAAGACGUCAAAGCUCGAACAAAGGGUGAGAUGGGAGCUGCCAAGACUUUGUGCUCACCAUUUGACCAGCCAGAGAUGGAAGAAGGUACCCUUUGCUUUGCAUCCGGAAAGCCAGCUAAGAAGUGGACGUAUUGGGGCAGAAGCUACUAAUUAUAAUCUGCAAAUGCUCUUACCUGUAAUUUUUACAUGAAAGAUGCCACUCGCUACUCAAGAUACUGUGCAUUUCUUCAAAUACAAUCAUAUUAUAGAUAGGUCUUUUGGAGUAUUUGUAUUUUUGACACUACAAGAAUUGAAUGAUUUUUGUCUCGGACUUUGUAGAGCACAUCACAAUACAUUCCCAUCUAAAGUGGUUACUUGUUGAAGAGUUUUGAACAUUUAACGAUAUAUGUUAGGAGUUCAAUUUUUGUU
Messenger RNA from Amaranthus tricolor (Joseph's coat), 2001 nucleotides. RefSeq names its product proline--tRNA ligase, cytoplasmic-like. Gene Ontology annotation, molecular function: proline-tRNA ligase activity; ATP binding. Lineage: Eukaryota; Viridiplantae; Streptophyta; Magnoliopsida; Caryophyllales; Amaranthaceae. The record is from RefSeq and is a predicted model, not a curated record. The coding region runs from base 73 to 1743 and encodes 556 amino acids. The transcript is spliced from 13 exons. Gene Ontology annotation, cellular component: cytoplasm; aminoacyl-tRNA synthetase multienzyme complex. Gene Ontology annotation, biological process: prolyl-tRNA aminoacylation.